Notolabrus celidotus (New Zealand spotty) is the source of this 6443-nucleotide messenger RNA. Its product is annotated as zinc finger MIZ domain-containing protein 2-like. The coding region runs from base 602 to 3517 and encodes 971 amino acids. Lineage: Eukaryota; Metazoa; Chordata; Actinopteri; Labriformes; Labridae. The transcript is spliced from 21 exons. Gene Ontology annotation, molecular function: SUMO ligase activity; zinc ion binding. The record is from RefSeq and is a predicted model, not a curated record. Gene Ontology annotation, biological process: protein sumoylation; regulation of transcription by RNA polymerase II.
CUGUCUCUCUCUCUCUCUCUGUCUCUCUCUCUCUCUCUCUCUCUCUCUGUCUCUCUCUCUCUCUCUCUCUCUCUCUCUCUCUCUCUCUCUGUGUGUGUGGGUGUCUCUCUCUCACUCUCUGCUCUCUCCUGUUCAACCUGCUGGUAUCACCAGAGGCAGCAGAGAUGCAGAGAAAACACAGCGAAGCGGCUCUAACGUUGAACUCUACAUGAUACUGACCCGCAGUGUUUGAUAAUAGACUUUAUCUACAUCUCUGUUUUCAAAGUCCUGGAUCUGUAGGGGGGGAUGGUGUCGCCUCCUGAAGCCGGAUAGACAGACGCAGAGGCCGGCGGCAGGGAGGGCUGGAGCUGGCUGGAGUUUAAAGCCAGGACUCCUGCGUGAAUCUCGGCCUCCGUGCAGGAUUUUAUCUGGACCUAUACCUGGGUUAUCUUGGUGGCUUUUCAAAGGACCCUGCUGUUGAUGUGAACUGUACGGGUUCUGGGUGUGCUCGGUCCUGAAUGCCCCGGAGGCCCGGAGGAGCUGAGACUGCGGAGCCCCGGAGCAGGGCUCGGACACCGUGAAGUAGAGGAGGAGUUUGUCUUUCUGAUUGGACCAUCCCAUCAUGAACCCUCUCAACCAAAUGAAGGCUGGACUGAACAACAACCCACACGGCGAUGGCUCCUACCCCUACGACCCCUCCAGCUGGCAGCAGCAGACCAAUCAGCCCACAGGAUCCCUCUCCGUUGUGACCACCGUCUGGGGAGUGACCAAUCCCUCGGCCAGCCAGGGUCUUGGUGGAGGUGUGAUGGGACCAGGUGCAAACCAAGGAGGAGGGCCUAUGAUGCAGGGCCCCGGGGGUCCAGGCAUGGCUGGAGGACCCGGAGGCUACAUGGGCCAGCAGGGCUACGGAGAGCCCAGCAAAGGCUACAUGAACCAGGGCAUGUACGGACGGCCGAGUGGGGGCUAUGCCGGAGGACCAGGCGGGUACACGGGGAGCUACCCGUCGAACCCCGGAGGCUCCAGAGGAUCAGCUGACUUCACUCAAGCUGCCGCCGCCGCCGCUGUGGCCGCCGCUGCUGCCACGGCAACGGCCACCGCCACAGCAACCGUCGCUGCCAUCCAGGAGAAGCAAAACCAGGAAAUGAAUUACGGACAGAUGGGUGGUUCAGCCUAUAAUAACCAGUUCAUGGCUCACUCCGGCCCCCGCGGACCCCCUGGCAUGGCACCUGGAGGAAUGGGACCUGGGCCUGGACCUAACAGAGGCCCUCCUUCGAUGGGCCCCAUGUACGGACCUGGUGGUGGCCCCCAAAGGGUCGCCCAGCAUCCAAACUAUGGCCCUGGACCACAACAGGGCCAUCUGAGGCCUCCUCAGGGACUCAAACGGCCCUACAGCUCUGAAUCUUACCCGGGGAUGCCUCAGCAGUACGGCGUCCCGGUCGGCUCUUCUGUGAAUGUGAUGCCUGGUUCUGGUGGUGGUUCGAUGCCAGGCUCAGGGGGUGGUGGUCACGGUGGUCCCGGCCCUUACGCUGGCCCCGGCAUGCAGUACCACCCAGGUCCUGGUGGUCCAGGCUCCGCCCCUCAGCGCUCUGGCGCCUCCCCCUCCUACCAGACUCACAAGAUGCCCCUACAACAAUACCCCCCGUCUGGACCCCCCAACUCUCAGUAUUACAAGGACCAGUUCAAUGGUCAGGGUGGAGGUUUGAACGCUCUGACAGCAGGGGGCGCCGGCGGUGUUUAUAACUCCUUCAACCAACCCUCUGGGCCGGGUCGAGGGUUACCAGGUUACCCUUCCUCUCCUGUUCCUGGAAACCCGACCCCUCCCAUCACCCCCAGCAGCUCCAUGGCCCCGCCCUACAUGUCGCCGGGCAACACUGACGUCAAGCCGUCGCCUGCUUCCUUCCUUCCCGACAUUAAACCCAACAUGGCCGGUCUGCCGCCUCCUCCUCCCACAGUAAGUCGGGUCCGCUGUGAGGUCCCAGGAGGUGUGUCAGUGUCUGACUGUAUGGACUUCCCGCCGACAGGUAACCCCAGCGACGACCUGCGGCUGACCUUCCCGGUGCGUGACGGCGUUGUUUUGGAGCCGUUCAGAUUAGAGCACAACCUCGCGGUUAGCAACCACGUCUUCCAGCUGAGAGACUCGGUCUACAAAACGCUCAUCAUGAGGCCGGACCUGGAGCUCCAGUUCAAGUGUUACCACCACGAGGACCGACAGAUGAACACCAACUGGCCUGCCUCCGUUCAGGUCAGCGUGAACGCCACUCCUCUCACCAUCGAGCGAGGCGACAACAAAACUUCCCAUAAGCCUUUGUACCUGAAGCAAGUGUGUCAGCCGGGCAGGAACACGAUCCAGAUCACCGUCACUGCCUGCUGCUGCUCUCACCUGUUUGUGCUCCAGCUGGUUCACCGUCCGUCGGUGCGCUCGGUGCUGCAGGGGCUGAUGAAGAAGAGGCUGCUGCCUGCAGAGCAUUGUGUCACUAAGAUUAAGAGGAACUUCAGCAGCGGCUCCAUCCCCGGGACCCCUGGGUUAAACGGAGAGGACGGCGUGGAGCAGACCGCCAUCAGAGUCUCGUUAAAAUGUCCCAUCACGUUCCGCCGCAUCCAGCUGCCCGCCAGAGGUCACGACUGCAGACACAUACAGUGUUUCGAUCUGGAGUCGUACCUGCAGCUGAACUGUGAGAGAGGAACGUGGAGAUGUCCUGUGUGCAAUAAAACAGCUCUGCUGGAGGGUCUGGAGGUGGAUCAGUACAUGCUGGGGAUCCUCAUCUACGUUCAGAACUCGGAGUACGAGGAGAUCACCAUCGACCCGGUGUGCAGCUGGAAGCCGGUCCCCGUGAAGCCGGACAUCCACAUAAAGGAGGAGUCGGACGGUCCCGUGUUGAAGCGCUGCCGGACACUCAGCCCGAGUCACAUGGUCCUGCCCAGCGUAAUGGAGAUGAUUGCAUCCCUAGGCCCCUCCUCCUCCUCCCUCGCCGCCGCCUCUGCUGCCUCCGCCUCCUCCCCGAUGCCCUACUCCUCCCUGUCUGGAGGGGGCAGCAAUAACAGCAGUAACACACCAGACUACCCUGGACCAGCUCCGUCCUAUCCAAGUCAGUCUGCUGGUUUCUCAGACUUCAGCGGUCCUGGGACUCCGGGGGUCGGGGGGGACUUCUCCUCCCCCGGUCCGCCCCCCCUCUCCUACCAGUCCGAGCUCUCUAGUGCCCUCCUCACCCCUGAGAAACCUCCUCCUCACCCGCUGGCUGGACAGAUGGGCCGUCUGGACUCCUCUUCCCAUGGUGCACCUCUCUCACAGCAGCAGUCGCAGGCCCUCCACAACUCCCAACUGGGGGGCGGCAACCCAAUGAUGCAGCGCGGCAACCCGAAUCCCCGUCUACAAGGGGACGGCUCCUUUGGUCUCGGGGGUCCUUCGGAUGUUCCGGAACCUUCUCUGGAUCUGCUUCCCGAGUUGACCAACCCUGACGAGUUGCUGUCGUACCUGGGACCUCCAGACCUCCCGAACAACAACAACGAUGACCUGCUAUCGCUGUUUGAGAACAACUGAAUACACACACACACACACACACACACUGACGCACACACACACACACUGACGCACACACACCUACAGAAUGAGACUUUACUGUAACAUAUGAACUCUUCUCUUCUCCUCGCGGGUCGGCGUUGGACGGAGCAGACGAUCAGAAGGAAACUUUUCAAACUCUUGAUGUGUGACUAUGAACUUGAUGGUAUUUUGUUUUUUAUCCUCUGAAACUGUAUUUUGAUGCUUCAUCCUUCAUUCCCUGUCCACAAAAUAUUUAAAGAGACCACCAUGCUGCUUUCUUUAAACACACACACACACACACACACACACACACACACACACACACACACACAGACACAGACACAGACACACACACACACACACACACACACACACACUCACACACACAGUCACCGCUGAGCCUCUCCACAUCACGCGUCAGAUUUUACGAGGAGAUUCAGACAGCUUUCAUACCGAAGUGGAGAGAUGAACCGAGGGGCUCAGCAGUGACUGAGUUUGUAUUUAAAGAGCCAUGUGGUCUUCAAGAAGCUGAAUAUUUCUGCUCCGUGAGUUUUAAAUGUGUUGGUAUAAAGUAUAGAAGGAGAGCUCUAAAGGAGCGAAGGUGACGAGGAAGAACUGUGGAGUCUGAAGGAGUGGAGAGACCACGUUUACACUCGGCCACAGCGAGGAGCUUUAACUGUGAGAGUCGUCUGAAAAUCAUGUUUCUUCUUCUGUGGUAAUAUUUUUAGCAGAACAAAAGAGAGACAGAAUGAACGAAGAGAGAGUGAUGAGGUUUCUUUAAUCUCACGCUUCAAUCGCAGAGAAACACGACACGUCCGGUGUGUCCGAGUGUUUGAGAGUCAGAGUUUCACUUCAACUCCAACACCUCCUGGAUUAACCCGGUCGGUUAAUCCACACAGAUUAAUGACUCACUCUGUGGAUGAAUGAUUGAUUCUUUUAUAACCAGCAGGAGAGCGUUUGCAAACUCUCUGACACAAAGCAGCCAGAGGUGACAGGAGUUAGAGAUCGACCAGAGAAAUAACAACCAUCAUGAAAAAGAGACGACCUGCUGCCGGACCGUCUCGUGGUUUUGACUCUUACUUGAGUCAUGAUGAUCCGGUUUAAAGGUGUGUCAUGUUUCCAUCUGCUGGAAACGUCUCACUCAAGCAAAGUUCAGAUGAAAGUACGGUGGCUGGGAAGUGCAACGCAAAUUUACGAAAUCAGAAACCCUUUUAAAGAGACGGAACACUUCUACAAGUCCUGGAACAAAUUUACAAACAGCAGACUCUGACGUAAAAGGAAUGUACCAAAUACAGGAAGUGAUCGAGUGAUAAUCCCUAUUUUUCGAAUUUUUGAGGGGCUUUUAUUUUGAAAGGACACAAACUGUGAUUGGCAGGACAAACACCGCCAAAACAAACCACUCGCUUCCAGAUCACUUCCUGUAUUCGGUACAGAAUCUGUAACUGAAAGAUUUUCAAAAUAAAAGACGUCUGCGAUAUGAAAACGUGGAACAGCCAGGGAAUUAAUAUAUAUGUGACACUACCAAAACAUUUAGGAGUAGACCAGAAACUGUAUAAAUAAUGAAUGUAUCUGUGAUGUCACCCAUCUGUUCAUGAGUGCUGUUUUGAACCAGGCGGCAGUGGCAGCCAUAUUCGAAAUGCUGAACUCAACCAGUCAAAGUGUGACGUAAAGAGGCGGAGUUUGAGCCUCCUAGCCAACAGCUAUGUGUUCCCGCCUGUAAGUCAGUCAUGUCCUUAUUUGGGAAAAACUCCUAAUCUUAAUAUCUUCUGAUCCGUCGCUUUAUAAAAAAAAUCACUCACGUAAACAUGUUUAUUUCUGCUGUAAAGAUCGUCUUCUUUGAAUGGGUGUGUAUGUGGUUUCCUGUGUUUCUGCAGCCAGCCUCUAGUGGACACUCAUGGAACUGCAGUUUAUAACACUUCUGCAUGGGCUUCAUAUUUUGAGACCGGAGGAUGCCGCUUGGUUUAGACUGAUAAGAGAACACCUCAAAAUGUGUUCCUGCCGAUCACAGCUAUGUCUGAUUUGGAAUUUCAAAAUAAAAUCCUUUGAAAAUUUUGCAUGUACAUUUAUUUUGAAAUUUCAAAUCAGAUAAAGCUGUGAUUGGCAGGAACACAUUUGGAGGUGUUCUCUUAUCAGUCUGAAUCAAAAUAUUUGGGUGCAAACAGGGUUGUUAAUGUCAAAUAUAUUUUAAUUCCUGGAUUGUUGCACAUUUUCAUAUUACAGACGUCUUUUAUUUUGAAAUAAGUUGACUCAUUCCUUUUCCAGUAGAGUCUACUGUUUGUUAAUUUGUUUCAGGACUGGUAAAAAUGUUCCUUUUAGUAAAUUUACAUUGCACUUCCCAGCCACGGUAAAAAAGAGCAGCGUUCAAAUAUUAAAGAUGAAGUGUUGAAGAAAGAAAGGAUAAAAGAAAGAGAGAGAAGAUGAACUCUGCACGUUGUGUUUCUCUUGGCCUGUGGCUGAGUGUAAAUCAUCAGGCGUGUGAUGUGUAUCGGGGCCAAAGGUGACGGCGUGUGGUCGGCAUGGUCUCUCCUGCAGUCGAGUCUUUAAGGAAGGAUUUGAUGGAGGACUCUUUGAGGCAGCGCUGAGACCAAGAGAGGGAAUGAAUGACAGAAUGUGAGUUCCUGCCUCAAACUGUCGUCCUGAGAUCACAGAGCUCUACGAGAAGUUUGUAUAUGUAAUAAUAACUGAUGGUUCAUCUUCAUCCUCCUCCUCCUCCUCCUCCUCAGUCUUCUGUAUGUUGUAAAGUGAGUCGAGUCCAGACAGUCGUGGUGUCUCCGUGUCCCAGUGAGUCCGCCAGCUGCUGGAGCAAAUAAAACUGUACAUGAUCACACUGUAUGAUUCAGUAAUGAUGCUAAUAACAACAACAAUAAUAUUAAUAAUUAUAAUAAUAAUAACCUUUGUAAUUUAAUAAACACACACUGGAAAGACA